Messenger RNA from Podospora anserina S mat+, 2376 nucleotides. RefSeq lists its product as uncharacterized. NCBI's taxonomy places the organism in Eukaryota, Fungi, Ascomycota, Sordariomycetes, Sordariales, Podosporaceae. Gene Ontology annotation, molecular function: hexosyltransferase activity; carbohydrate binding. The record is from RefSeq and is a predicted model, not a curated record. The transcript has a single exon. The coding region runs from base 1 to 2376 and encodes 791 amino acids. Gene Ontology annotation, biological process: cellulose catabolic process.
AUGAGAAAAGAAGCGACGAUAUUGCGUCCCACGCACAAUGGCGACCGCUACGAGCUCACCAGUCCUACUGUCAUGCCCAAGGCAGCUGGCUUCCUGUGGAACCAGAAGAUGAUGGUCCAGAUCACCUGCCGUGGAUAUGCCACCGCUCAGUUCAUGCAGCCAGAGCCGGCCAAGUACGCCCAUGCUCCGAAUCUUGAGGCCAAAACCUUCAUGCAGCCGGAGCCAAACUACUACGCCCAUCACCCAGGUCGUUUUGUGUACAUCAAGGACGAAGAGUCAGGGCACCUCUUCUCUGCCCCCCAUGAGCCCGUUCGUACCGUUCCGGACCGAUUCGUUUUCUCUACUGGCAAGAGCGACGUGGCCUGGGCAGUCGAGUCCAACGGCAUCCGUGUCGAGAUGGUGAUGGGUCUGCCGACUCACGAUGUGGCCGAGCUGUGGACCAUCAAGGUGACCAAUGUGUCUGGACGUCCGCGCAGGAUCAGUGUUACUCCGUAUUUUCCCAUUGGCUACAAGUCCUGGAUGAACCAGUCGGCCGAGUGGAACGAGGAGCUGGUCGGCAUCGUCGCCAGCAGCGUGACUCCGUACCAAAAGGCGGCCGAGUACUUCAAGAACAAGUAUCUCAAGGACAAGACAUAUUUCAUCUGUGAGACGACGCCAGACUCAUGGGAGGCCAACCAACAAAACUUCGAGGGUGAAGGUGGGCUCCACAACCCGUCAGGGCUGCAAGAGCCGCAGCUGAGCUGUGGUGACGCGCGCUACGAGACCCCGACAGCCGCCGUGCAGUACCGCUUGGCGCUUAAGGCGGGAGACGAGCGCGAGUACCGCUUCAUGUUUGGCCCCGCCUAUGACGAAGCCGAGAUCCGGACCAUGCGCACUCGCUAUCUGAGCAAGCAAGCCUUUAUUCGCACCGCUGACGAGUAUGCUUCUUACAUGGCUCGCGGCCAGGGCUGCCUCCGCAUCGAGACUCCGGACAAGGAUCUGGACAACUUUGUCAACAACUGGCUCCCUCGCCAGGUCUACUACCAUGGCGACGUCAACCGCCUCACCACCGACCCGCAGACGCGCAACUACCUCCAGGACAACAUGGGCAUGAACUUCAUCAAGCCAGAGGUCACCAGGAAGGCUUUCAUCACUGCCGUCUCACAGCAGGAAGAGAGCGGCGCCAUGCCCGAUGGCAUUCUUCUGGCCGAGGGUGCUGAACUCAAGUACAUCAACCAGAUCCCCCACACCGAUCACUGUGUCUGGCUGCCCGUGACCCUCGAGGUGUACUUGGCCGAGACUGGCGAUUAUGGUUUGCUCCAGGAGAAAGUCCGCAGCUCCAACGGCGACGAGUUCACCGUCUUUGAGAGGUUCAGCCGUGCCAUGGAUUGGCUCCUGAGGUUACGUGACGAACGCGGUCUCAGCUACAUUGCCCAAGGCGACUGGUGUGAUCCCAUGAAUAUGGUCGGCUACAAGGGCAGGGGUGUUUCCGGCUGGCUCACCUUGGCGACGGCCUUUGCCGCGAACCUCUGGGCCAACGUUUGCGAGCACGAAGGCAGGACCGACCUUGCCCAGCGCUACCGAGCGGGUGCCGCGGCGUGCAACGAGGCGGCCAACAAGCACCUGUGGGACGGCGACUGGUUUGCUCGUGGUAUCACUGACGACAACGUCACCUUUGGUAUCAAGAAGGACCCCGAGGGUCGCAUCUGGCUCAACCCCCAGACCUUUGCCAUCCUCAGUGGCGCCGCCGGCAAGGAGCAAAUAUCCAGGAUUCUGCCUCAGGUCGACGAGCAUCUCAACACCCCAUACGGCAUUCAAAUGUUUGCCCCGCCUUUCACCAAGAUGCGCGAGGAUAUCGGCCGUGUGACCCAAAAGGCCAUUGGCUCGGCCGAGAACGCCGCCGUGUACAACCACGCCGGUGUCUUUUUCGUCCACAGCCUGUACAGCCUCGGAGGCGAACAGGACAGGGCCUACACUUUGCUGCGGCAGCUCAUUCCGGGGCCGAGCGAUGCCGACUAUCGCCAGCGUGGCCAGCUCCCGAUUUACAUCCCCAACUACUACCGUGGCGCUUGGAAGGAGUUCCCGCGGACAGCUGGCCGCUCCAGCCAGCUGUUCAACACGGGCACGGUAUCCUGGGUGUACCGCUGCUUCAUCGAAGGCCUGUGCGGUCUUCGCGGCGACGACAAGGGCUUGACCGUCAAGCCUCAGCUCCCAAGUGCCUGGAACUCGAUCAGGGUGACCCGCCAAUUCCGCGGUGCCACCUUCCACCUCGACAUUCGCCGUGCCGAUGUCGACCAGGUCACCGUUAGGCAGGGAGGCCAAACCCUUCCAGAGGCUCGCAUCACCAACAUCAGGGCUGGCCAGACCUACCAGCUCGCGGUCUUGGUUCCGCAGUAA